AUGCCAAACUACGCUUGUUCACAAAAAGUAGCUUAUUUCGAAUCAAACAGAACUGACCUAAUUCCCAAGACAGGUUAUAAUGGUCUUGCUGCUCUACCACCGUUUCUUAGCACUGACACUCAUAUGAUCGUAAGUUGGAAGGGUUUGAAUAUUCCCUUCUAACUUUUAAUAAAUGUUACAUACUAUAUAGUUUGAGUUCUCCUAAUUUAAAAGCAAGUUUUAAAACAUAACAAUUUAUUAAUAUUGUUUUAGUUUUCAACCCGCUAUAAAAUUGGAGCCUGUUUGAUACCAAAAGUAAUGUCGACUAUAAUGACUGCCGUUCUCUGUUACCUACAAGACUCUGAAGCGUUUAUCAAAAAUAAUAGAACUAUUCCCACAGAAACUUAUGCUACAAGGUAAGCAAUCGUUUUGCAUAAAACCGACAGCCGCAUAUUGAUCUGAAGUACUAUUAUCCAAACAUUAAAUUCAGAUUUUGCCAUGACAGUAUCGAAAACCGGCACAUGGACGAAUGGACUAGACGAUACAAUCGACAUGGUGAAUAUACGACUUUUACGUUUGUUAGAGAACCAAUCGAUCGUUUCCUUUCAGCUUUUGUUGAUAAAUGUGUUGUGUAAGUGCUUUACCUAAUACUUUUAGUUACAUAAAACAUUAGAGAACACAGAGAAAAAGAAGAAAGAUUUCAUUUGGAUUGUUAUGGAUGUAGUGAAGAUGUCGCAUGUUUUAUUUACAAAAUGAAAGAUCGUAUUUGGAAGUACGUAGAAGGGAAACAUUCGUUGAGUGUCAUGGAUAUACAUGUCAUUCCACAAACUUGGUAAGAUAACUUUUUUAAUCAUUUUUAAUUUUUUAUAUAUAUCCAUAUUUUCAUUAUGUUAUAAAGACGUUGUACUUUUUUUUAAAAAACCUUUUAUAAGACUACUCCUGAAAUUUAGGCACUGCAAAAUGAAGUACUACAUGCACGACUUUACUAUUUUCCGAUAUGUGUCUACUUCAUCGGAUGAUUACAAAGUGUACCUGACGGAAUUGACUGACAUAUUGAUGAAACAAAAUGUACCACAAGAUCAGAUAUAUUAUGUUAUGAGUGGCUUGACUGGAGGACAUUCUCCACAUUCAACUUCUAACUCAUCUGUUAGGUCAGACUACAGAAAAAAAUUAAUGUCUCGACCAGAUUUGUUAAAAAUUUUAGUUGACUUAUAUUACUAUGACUUUGUGACGUUUGGAUUUCCAUUUCCAAAUUUGGAAAAGUAGCCUUUAUAGUGUAAUUUAAACUUUAUAAAACUUAAUAAAAUGACAAUACAAUAAGGUUUAUAAGAAUUUUUUAAAUAAUAAAAUUAAUCAAUUAAAACUACUGUUGCAGUGAAAACUUAGUCCACAUGCUUUAGGCUACUUUACGUAGUAGUCUAUGGGUUUAAAAUCCCAACUUUGCUCUUUUCUAAAAGCUCAACAUAAAAUUUGCAUUUUGCGUUGUUCACAGGUUUAAUAUCAGUUUGUCAGACUAAGUUCUAUGAAAAAUGAUAUGUCGGCUACUUUAAAAGCUAAACACAGUAUUAUUAACCUUUUUAGUGUUUGCUGUGAUUACGUUUAUCUAAUACAUUUUAAUCCUUGACAUUAGGUCUAUAGUCUCGACAGAUUUACCUACACUAUAUUGUAAAUUUUGUUUUACAAUUCUGAUCGGAAAAUAUCACAAGGAAAUUCCAGUAUUCUAUCUAGUAACAUCGAACUAUGAAAACACAUAAUCCUGUGGAAAAAUCUAGUGCACCCACUAGGCUAAAAUAUGUUUUCAUUUUUAUAGCUAUUUGUCUAAUAAUACUCUACCUCAGCUUUCAAAAUAUUGUACUAAACCCUCUAGAAAUUUAUGGGUUGUCAUUGCCAAACUACGCUUGUUCAAAAAAAGUUGCUUAUUUUGAAACAAACAGAACUGACCUUAUACCUAAAACAGGGUACAAUGGUUUGGCUGCUUUGCCACCGUUUGUUACCACUGAUACGCGAGUAAUCGUAAGUUUUAUAAAUUAUCGUAGCUAUUUUUAUGACUAUUAUAUACAACAUUGGAAAAAUUUAUUUUUGUAUUUGUAUUGCUUUAGUUUACAUCUCGCUACAAAAUUGGAUCUUGUUUAAUUCCAAAAGUCAUGUCAACCAUAAUGACCGCAGUUCUUUGUUACCUUCAAGAUUCUGAAGCGUUUAUCAAAAAUAAUAGAACAAUUCCUACAGAAACUUACGAUACAAGGUAAAAUAAAACUGUGAUCUUAUUGUUUAGUGUAAUAACAUCUGAGACAAAAAAAAUCAUUACUUCAAAUGACAAUUUUUAAUUAUACAUAUAUAUAUAUAUAUUUAGAUUUUGCAAUGAAAGUAUCGAACAAUGGCGUAUUGAUGAAUGGACAGAACAGCACAACCAACAAGGUGAAUAUACGUUGUUUACCUUUGUCAGGGAGCCAAUUAACCGGUUUCUUUCUGCGUUUGUCAAUAAAUGUGUGGUGUAAGUCCUUACCUAGUAAUUAUUUUCAAAACAACUACAGUGGAACUCCUGUAUAACGAACUCCUCUAUAACGAAAAUCCCGUAUAACGAACAACUUUUGAAUCCCCGUCUAUCACUGCACAGUGCAUUUAAAACUCCUGUAUAACGAAGCUCCUUUAUAACGAACAAAUUUCUAAUCCCCGAGCAAUUCGUUAUACGGAGUUCCACUGUAUUUAUUUAUAAAUUUUUGAUCUUGUAAAAAAUGCUGAUUUACUUUUUAAACGCAUAAUUCUUAUAUUUUUUUUUCGUUACGGUUAAAAAUUUUAGUGAAAAAAUUUUGGACUGUUAUGAUUGUGGUGAAGAUGUGGAGUGUUUUAUCUAUAAAUUGAGAGAUCGUAUGUGGAAGUACCUUGAAGGAAAACAUACGUUAAGUGUUAUGGACAGACAUGUUAUUCCACAAACUUGGUAAGUCAACGUUUUUUACAUUUUUUUGCAGUUUUAUAUCUUUAAAACCAUCAUUAAGACAUCAAACACAUUAAAAUGUUCUAGUUUUUAAACAUAUCUCAAAUUUAGGCACUGUAAAAUGAGGUACUACUUAAACGAGUUUACAAUCUUCCGAUACGUAUCUACAUCCUCGACUGAAUAUAAAAUUUACCUGACAGAAUUGACUGACAUUUUAAUGAAACGGAACGUACCACAAGAUCAGAUAUCGUAUGUUAUGAGAGGCCUGACUGGAGGACAUUCUCCACAUUCAACUUCUAACUCAUCAGCUAGAUCAGACUACAAGAGCCAACUGAUGUCUCGACCGGAUUUGUUAAAAAUUUUAGUUGACUUAUAUUACUACGAUUUUGUUACGUUUGGAUUUCCGUUUCCCGACCAAUUGUGGUUAUAG
This is a messenger RNA of Bursaphelenchus okinawaensis, 3341 nucleotides long. NCBI's taxonomy places the organism in Eukaryota, Metazoa, Nematoda, Chromadorea, Rhabditida, Aphelenchoididae. The record is from the annotation of a GenBank genome assembly.